UUUACAUGCCCAACAGCUUUGUGAGGAGCUCGGAAGUAGUCAGAGUGAAACAAAAAGAACCGAACCCAUUAAAUAAACACCGAGAACAAUGUGAACGACGAACUGUGCUUCAUUUACAGCUAACCUGACGCAGUUUAACAUACGCUGUGCUGGACCGUGUUAAUAUGUGACAGCGAGCUCCACUGAAGUUACUUUAAAACUAUUUAAAGACAGGUGACUGUGACCAUGUCUUCACCUCAGGUCAACGCUGGACUCGGAAGUUCAGCCAACGCCGUCGAGGUCGGACUCGUUUGCCAGGGAGUGAACAACCAGAGCUACAUCUGUGAAUCUGGCCACUGCUGUGGACAAGCAGAGUGCUGCAGUAACAUCUAUGAACUGUGGUGGUUCUGGCUCGUGUGGGCUGUGAUUAUUAUCCUGACAGGCUUUUGCGUGUGUCAACACUGGCGGGCCAAGCAGCGUUUCCAGCAGCAGCGCCGGCAGAACGAGAUCAACCUCAUUGCCUACAGGGAGGUUCACAACAACUCUCAGCUUCCCCUCUAUCUCCGACUUUUGCCUGUCUACCUGCUACCACCCUAUGAAGAGACAAUCAACCGACCAGCAACCCCUCCACCUCCGUACACACCUCUCCAGUUGGUACCACCGUCCUGUGACCCUCCCGAGGAAGUCUAUAGCCCCCACUCAGCUGUCUUCAUUCCAUGUGACGCUAAUGCAGCACUCAAUGGGACUCCAGAGAUCACGCAGUUCUAUUCCAGCAGUACCAACGGCCUUAACAAGGACCCAACAGCAGGCCGGUACCGGCGCUUCACUGGGGAUUCUGGGAUUGAAGUGUGUGAAGGCCAGGACCAUCCAUGGGAUCAGCAUGAGUUUUUUGACAGAGAAGAAACGUUAGAAGAGGAGGGCUUGAGGGGAAAGGAUGAGCCAGACGACUGUACUGAUGCCCAGACUGCUGAACGGAGUCCUGCUGGUGCACCUACAGCUGAUAACACCCAAACAAAGUCUCCUGGAUGAUGAUGUCUCUCUUGUAUUUUUGGAAUAUUGCACCUUUUGUACUAAGAUGUAUCUUUCUGCAGACCUCUUUAUUCAGGCUGUGGGUAUUUGGUUCAUUAACCUAAUAGUCUGAUCACUUGAUUUGUACAGAAAUACUUGAAAAUGGUCAGUUUUUAGUCUUAAUCCACAAGACUAUGUGGAUUAUGAACAGAAUGGGCCUUAAAAAGGAUAAGGGUUGGUGUAGAACACUAAGUAAUAACCCAGUUAGAAGGGAAAAGAAAUGCAGUUGUACAUUAUAGACCAGCUGUAAGCUGAUGUGAAGAGCAGCCUCAACCUGUUGAGUUAGCUACAUGAUCCACCCGUCUCAGAUUCCUCACUACAUUACCAAAGAGAAUGUCAAAGCGUGUGGGGUGACAUAUUUCACGUUCACUGGGGCGGACGUGGAUCAUGUAGAGUUAGAUUUUCCAGGAUGCCUGAAACAACUGAGUUUAUUUUUUUUCUCCAACACAAUCUGAGCCUCACCUUACCAUGUGCUGUUUUAAGAUAAUUAUCUACCAGCUUCGGGAGAAGCACUGAAACUCAGUAUGAACAGGGCCAAAAUAAUGAGUCUUUUCAUGUGUACUGUAUUUCAGAUUUUAUCUCAACCAUACGUCUCAUUAGUAAUCAGAUUGUAUGUGUGUUUGUUUGCUUUUUUUAAUAAAUGUAUUUUAUCAUUUUAAAUGUGUUACUAAAACAAUGGCCCUACGCUUUGCUUUGUCCAGCAGACCUGGCCUCUUGGCUGUUGAGAAACGAUUGCUUCCUGGAGGUGUGACCUCUGUUGAAGCUUUGAAUUUUAUCUGAUUGCUAGCUCUUCCUGUGGCUUGUGUGUUUGUGGCACUUCGAUACUAUGAAGCCUGCACUGUAAACUGCUAUCCUUCACUGUGAAGUGCCAACAUUUAAUGUUUGGAAGCGUGACCGACACGGACUGAACGACUUCCUUCACUUCCUCUGCAGCCAUUGCUAAAUCUACAAGGAGACUCCAAUUCUAAAAUGGUGCACAAAUUCAACUGCAUCGUUCAGAACUUCUGAUUUCUGAAUGGCCUGGUUGAAAUUCUACGGGAGGAAUCCAAGUAAAUGUUAAGCCUGAUGUUGAGGCCGUCUAAAAGGUGUUCAGUUGACAGAAAAUCUAAAAAUAUUUCUGGGUAACGGGAAGACAUUGCAGAUGAAAUACUAUUUAAACCCACAACUAUAGUAUCCUAAAAACAACAAAACAAAAAAAAGUGCAAUUAAACUGAAUAUUUGCACUUCCGUUUAAUCCAAUUGAAGUCAGCAGCUCCAGAAGCGGCCCCAGGAUUUUGGGGCCCAUAAAUCUUAGCAUUUUAUCAAAGGCCACAGAUAUAUAAAUAAAACUUAAUGAAUUGAGAUUGUAAAUGCUGCUAAAUUUGAUUUAAUGGUUUCAGCAUACAUAAAUUAAAAGAUUUCAAAUUGUUCAACAUUUAAAUUUCAGAUUUUAAGGAGCUGACAAACUUUGUAAAAAUUCAAAGAACAACAUUCAUGGUUAGAUUGUUUUGGUACCACAACGACAAUCUGAUACUAUGAGUUCAAUCUUUGAGUUUGAGCUCUGUUUGUUCACAAAUACAACUCAGCAAACUACAAUUAUCACAGAUUUUGUUUUAAGGUUCGCCAAUUAAACUACUUCUCCUCUCCCAAGCUGGUGUGUUUUGAAUAAACCAGGACAUAUUCCCAGAUCCAAAAGGUCCAAGCAGAAUACAGCUAAAGUGUUGUGUGCUUUCAACGUUUUUAAUACUUUCUGUCUGCAUAUAAGUAAUUUUGCUUAUUCAAAACAUUCCUAAUACAUUUGUUGCAAAUACUUUGCAAUAAACUGUUUUAAAUAAUA
Poeciliopsis prolifica (blackstripe livebearer) is the source of this 2863-nucleotide messenger RNA. RefSeq names its product WW domain binding protein 1-like a (gene wbp1la). NCBI's taxonomy places the organism in Eukaryota, Metazoa, Chordata, Actinopteri, Cyprinodontiformes, Poeciliidae. The transcript has 4 exons. The coding region runs from base 226 to 1008 and encodes 260 amino acids. The record is from RefSeq and is a predicted model, not a curated record.